GAGUUUCUACAAUUUCGUAACUGGGGGUUUACGUUUGCUCAGAUGAUUGCUAUAUUUAUUGUGCAUUUGCAUUCUACUGAUACAUAAAACCUGUUGGCGAUUGCUAUUAUGCUGGCCGUUUUAGUAUAUGAUUAUAGAUUUUGCAUUGAAUUACACGAAGCAUCGUGCUUGUGUUAGUUUUCUUUGUUAGAAGAUAAAACAGCAAAACCUUACAACCGAGUUGUUUAACUUGACUUUAAGACGGAUCCAUGAUUCGGAUAUUUGUUCAACUUCAUGUAGAAUCAUUGGACAAAUCAGCUAAGGAACUCUAGAGUCUAGACUUUUCCUGCUGGAAUCAAGCACAGUGUCAGCAUACAACAGGGAUCUUCUACAGUCAACAAUCCAGUCAUUUGUCUAUAGAGACAUCACUAGAUGGCAUAUGGGUCUUGGGUUGGCAGAAUCCAGUAGGACGAUAAUUUGCAGAAAUCAGGUUGCAAGAUACUGUAGAUUUCUUAUUUAAAGCGGGUGAAGGAGUUUUGCCAUCUUGCAAAAUUUGUUUUAGUUUCUUCCCAGUCCAGUAUGAAUCUCAAUGAUCUUAACAAAGUCUGGGAAGUCAAGCCUCUGAAGAAGCCUCGAGAAGAUGAGGCAAGAGAAAUUCUUGAAAAAGUAGCAAGGCAAGUUCAACCCAUCAUGCGAAAGCGUAAAUGGAAAGUCAAGAUCCUUUCUGAAUUUUGCCCUUCCAAUCCUGCUCUUCUUGGCCUAAACGUAAAUGGAGGUGCAGAGGUAAAACUGAGACUGCGGAGGCAAAAUAAUGAGUGGGACUUCUUCCCUUACGAGCAAAUUCUUGACACCAUGCUCCAUGAGCUUUGUCACAAUGAAUUUGGCCCACAUAAUUCUGAUUUUUACAAUCUACUGGAAGAAAUUAGAAAGGAAUGUGAAGAAUUGAUGGCUAAAGGAAUAACGGGAAGUGGGGGAGGAUUUGAUCUUCCAGGGAGAAGAUUGGGUGGAUUUUCACGUCAACCGCCUCUAUCAUCACUGCGCCAGAAAGCCCUAUCUGCUGCAGAAAAUAGAGUUCAGCGGGGAACUCUGCUUCCUUCUGGUCCAAAACGUCUUGGCGGUGAUAGCAGCUUGAGAGCUUCCCUUAGCCCAAUUCAAGCUGCUGCCAUGGCUGCAGAGAGAAGACUGCAUGAUGAUUUGUGGUGUGCUUCUCAGGUUGAAGAAGUUGGUCAAACAUCUGUGUCACAAGAUGUGAGCUCUAAUGAAGCUCUACCGCCUAUAUUGGUAAACAACAAUCAUGGAGAAGGAGAAGCGAAAGCAUCAUGGCAAUGUGGUAGUUGUACACUGUUAAACCAGGCGUUGGCGUUGACUUGUAUAGCAUGUGGAACUGAAAGAAUGGAGGAGAAAAAGGCAAAUACGAAGACAUGGUCAUGCAAAUUCUGUACUUUACGAAACUUGGCAGCGAAGGAACGAUGCGAGGCUUGUGGAGAAUGGAGAUACUCGUAUGGUCCUCCAACAACUAGUCGAAUGUUGGGUACAUAAUCAAAUUUAUAGAAAACGUUGAAAUGGAUAAGUUAUUGUUUUUGUAAUAUAAGAAAAGGAGACUAUUUUUGGAUGUUCAAUAAAAUGGAACAUGAUAUA
Messenger RNA from Cynara cardunculus var. scolymus (artichoke), 1617 nucleotides. RefSeq names its product DNA-dependent metalloprotease WSS1-like. The record is from RefSeq and is a predicted model, not a curated record. The transcript has 5 exons. Lineage: Eukaryota; Viridiplantae; Streptophyta; Magnoliopsida; Asterales; Asteraceae. The coding region runs from base 559 to 1518 and encodes 319 amino acids.